Talaromyces amestolkiae is the source of this 1740-nucleotide messenger RNA. RefSeq lists its product as uncharacterized. The coding region runs from base 1 to 1740 and encodes 579 amino acids. The transcript has 3 exons. The record is from RefSeq and is a predicted model, not a curated record. NCBI's taxonomy places the organism in Eukaryota, Fungi, Ascomycota, Eurotiomycetes, Eurotiales, Trichocomaceae.
AUGUCAGAACCACCAGCCUACAUCUCCAUCUCAACCCGCAAAUGGGAGCAAGUCAGCAACCUGAUCCCGGCCGAAUGGCGUCUAGACGGUAAAUAUGUUCCCCGCGCAAUGCGCGUGUCGCCGCUGGAAUCGGUACAUCAACUUGACACAUUUGAGCAUGAGUAUGAGACGAAUCUAUUAGACGUUCCGCGGGAAUGUGGCAUAUUGAGUGCAAAGGAAGUAAAUAUAACGGAGGGAUAUGAUGUCAAGGGACUGCUGAGAGAGAUUGCGGAGAAGGGGUUCAGUGCGGAGGAGGUUGCAUUGGCGUUUUGCAAGAGAGCAGCUAUCGCGCAGCAAUUGACCCGCUGCCUAACAGAGCCCUUAUUCACAUCCGCCCUCCAACAAGCCCGCAACCUAGACACCCAUCUUGCGCGCACAGGUCAGCCCAUCGGUCCUCUGCACGGACUCCCCAUCUCCAUCAAGGACAGCUUCAACAUCGCCGGCGUUGACUCAUCCCUCGGCGUCGCGGCACUAUGCUCCAAGCCCGCUUCUGGUAGCGAUGCCUCCCUCGUGCAACUUCUGCGCUCUUUGGGGGCAGUCAUAAUCGCCAAAACGAACAUUCCGCAGACGCUGGGAUUGCUGGAUAGCGUAAACCAUGUCUUUGGGCGCACGCUGAACCCAUUGAACCAAAGACUCACGCCCGGCGGGAGUUCGGGCGGUGAAGGUGUCCUCGUCGCUAUGCGCGGGUCAAUGAUAGGGUUUGGCACGGAUGUGGGUGGGAGUAUACGUAUUCCGGCAAUGUGUAACUAUAUCUAUGGCUUGAAGCCAAGUGUAGGGCGAGUGUCGUAUGAAGGUCAGACGGGGUUUGGGCUCAACGGAACUAGGGCUGUGGCACUCAAAGCUGUGGCGGGGCCGAUUGCGAGGKCAGUAGCUGAUAUUGACUAUGUAAUGAGGGAGAUUGUGCCAAGGGGGGAGCGGAUUGCGAAUGAUUGUAUUCCUGGCACUUGGCCGGCUGCUUCUACGCAGUUUUUGGGGAAGAGGGGGAAGUUGAGAGUUGGUAUAUUGCGCAAUGACGGGCUCGUUACGCCUCUACCGCCAAUUUCCAAGCUGUUGGAAGAAGUGUCUCGAAUCCUUGCGGGCAGCAAAAUCGCUGAUAUUGAGGUAAUCGAUAUCCCCACUCCGCCAAUUAUGAAGCAAUGCUUCGCGAACGCAGGCAGAUUAAUGAGCGUCGACGGCGGUGUGCCCAUGCUCGACCUCAUCUCAUCAACGGAUGAGCCACUCGUGCCAUCACUCAAACAUACAAAGCGUCGAAAACCGUACACAGUCGAGAAACUAUGUGCACUCAAUGCAGAACGCGAAGAUAUCGAGAUUGCUAUGCGGAAGGCGUUGUGGUCGUCAGGAAAUGUCGAUGCAAUAAUAUUGCCUGUAGCAGCCCAUCCAGUGCCCAGACAUGAUCAGUACGGAUGUGUCUCGUACACGAGCGCCUUUAAUUUGCUUGAUUAUCCCGCCGGUAUUAUACCAGUGCGGAAAAUGACCCAGGCAGAUCUCGAGCUUGAGAUUGGUGGUGAAAAGGUUCUGUCGAGGUGGGAUGCGGAUAAUAAGAAGCUUUGGGAUAGAUCGGUAUAUCUGGAUUCGCCGCUGAGCGUGCAGGUCAUUACGCCAAAGCUGCAUGACUAUGAGCUUUGUCAGGCUAUGGGGAUUAUUGAUGAAACCUUGAAAGAUUAUUAUGCUCGAAAUCGGGCUGAGAGGGCUAUGCUUUGA